Rubroshorea leprosula is the source of this 458-nucleotide messenger RNA. Lineage: Eukaryota; Viridiplantae; Streptophyta; Magnoliopsida; Malvales; Dipterocarpaceae. The record is from the annotation of a GenBank genome assembly.
ACUAGGAAGGAGUUAAUGUGAGGUUUGAGAGCUAUGUCAGUCUAGGAUUGAUGCUACUAUCUAUGGAACCCCGAGGCUCGUUCAUGAAUAUAUUGUGACAACUGCUUAUGGAUUGGCACUGGAAACCUGGAAACUUGUUUAAAAUCCAACAUCAGUCCUAGAGGGUCUUCUUCAUGACCGUGUCCCCAACACAUCUGUGGAGCUGGGAAUGGAAGCCAAACGGUCACGAGAACUGUUUUGAUGAGACAUAUCCAAUUCAAGAAGCAUCAUACUGGGGAGUUGGAUCUUUGGAGGAAAUUCAAGCUAAGAAAUUCCAUUUUCUUUUUGUGUUUCCAGCAUGUAAAGCGUGAGUGUAACUUGCUAGCACAUAGGUUGGCUUAGCUGCAUUCCCUUCACCAUGGGAGGGUGUUUGCCAAUAAGGAAUGUAGAAGAAUGUAGAAUCAAGAUGUCUGAUACAA